Molecule: messenger RNA, 5344 nt
Organism: Malaclemys terrapin pileata
Lineage: Eukaryota; Metazoa; Chordata; Testudines; Emydidae
Gene: MIS12
Product: MIS12 kinetochore complex component
Exons: 2
Coding region: 124-759 (211 amino acids)
Biological process (GO): kinetochore assembly; protein localization to kinetochore; mitotic sister chromatid segregation
Cellular component (GO): nucleus; chromosome, centromeric region
Source: RefSeq, a predicted model, not a curated record
CUCCUGCCGGGGGCGGGCGUUCGAAUGAGGCGGGAAGCGGCGGUUGGGAGCCAGGCUAGCUCGAGCGCUGCCGUUCGCCCGCCCGAGUUCCACAUUGUCUAUGGUUGACUUCUUUUAGCCAAGAUGUCAGUGAAUCCUAUGGCAUAUGAAGCCCAGUUCUUUGGUUUUACCCCUCAGACAUGUAUGCUUAGGGUCUACAUUGCAUUUCAAGACUACCUGUUUGAAAUGAUGCUGGUUGUGGAAAGAGUCAUUCUGAAGAAAUUAGAAGGCUUUCCUGACUCUAAGAUCAGUCCAUUCCAAAUCCGUAAGAGCACAGAGAAAUUUCUUCUCUUCAUGAAGGAGCGCUUUGAUCACCUCUUCAGCAAAAUGGAACAAAUGCUUUUGCAGUUGGUGUUAAACAUCCCUAAAAAUGUUUUGCUUCCUGAAGACAAGGUCCACGAGCAGUACCCCUACAGUAAGGAACAGUUUCAAACUCUUCAAGGUGAAAUUGAUCAACUACAGAAACAAUACAAGGUCGAAGUGUCUGCUGGACAGGCCCUUUUAGCAGAAUUAGAAGAACAGAAAAUGGUUCAGGCAGAACUUGAGAAGACCCUCCAGUGGUUUGAUGGGCUUGAGAACAUAUGCAGAGAGCACGGGACUAGCAAUUUAAAGGAAAGCUUUGCAUUCUUGACGCAAACUUCUAAGAAACUGCAAGAUAUACUAAAGGAAGUUGAAAAGAAAAACAAAAGAUUGCAAAAAAGUAGUCUCCAUGCAGUGUAAAGGAAGUACUGAAAGGGCAGCAGAGAAACCAAUAAGACAAUACUUUUGUUACAAUACAUUUUUUGAGGAUCUCUCCAGAAGCAUUUGUAUAUAAGGUUUUGGGGGGUUUGCCCCCUCUUCCUUGCCAUACCAGUUUGCUGGUGAGUGCAAUAUUCUGGCAAACCAUCAUUUUCCCCUCCUGAAUUCUAUAAAUACUGCUUCAACAUUUCUUUAAAUAAAUAACCAUAUCCCCCUAAGAAUGUCUAAAUGAAUUGUCUGAAUGGUAGAGGUGCAGACGCAAAAUAAGUGCAUUGUAAUAAAGACUUCAAUUCUCUGCACUAGUUCAUUUAAGCAACCUUAGUAGAUAGGAAGCUUUUUCUUUAAUGUAGAAUAGGUUAAAAGCAUCUUAAUCUUAAACUAUUUUUUGGAAGUCAAGACUUGUCAGUAUUGAAAUGUUCCAUUUAGAAAUGUAAGAAUGUGACAUCAUAGUAAAACUUAGGCCUUGAGGAGAAAUACAUUUAAUAAAUGUUGGAAUUGGAAUUAAUCUAGACACUGGUGAGUGGUUUCUAAAACGGGUUAGUUAUUACUUCCAGUAUUUAAAAAAAAAAAGGGGGGGGGGGUUGAUAUUCUGAAGGAGUUAACAAAGACAGGACAUAGGGCCUGGAUCUUUCCUUUUUCUUGUGGGAGCAUUUCACAAAUAUUAAUCAGUAGUCACAAACCUAUGUACAGUAGGUGAUUAUACCAAUUUUGCAAAUGGAUAGAGUUAGUUUUGCUUUGAGCAGGAGGCGCACACUGUACAGUGCUGUGUGUGAUAAGAGACAGAUAUGAGCUACAGCGGAAUCACUCAGACUCUGGAUUGCUUUGACAGUUUUCUUGCACCAUAGUAUAUAUCGUAGUGUCAGCACAGCAUUAUACAUUGUGUGACUCUUGCUAAAAGCAAAACGUAGUUUGCCUAUUUAUACAAUGGGUAUAUUCACCUACCUUACAUGGGUGUUGUGAGGACAUUAAUAUUUGUGAAGUCCUUUGAGGUCCUUUAAUUAAGCUUACUUUAUAUGGACUUGUUCCACAAUCCAUCAAAGUAAAUGUGAAUCUUUCCAUUGACUUCAGUGGCUUUUGGAUCAGCCCUUAUUUACAUAUUAGUAUAGUAAAAAGAAGCUUAAUUUUACAGAGGCAAAACUUCCUUACUUUUUAAAAGAUACUUGCUUGAACAAUGUUUAACUUCUGUAUAACUUGAGAGCUACUUAAAUAAAAAUUAUACGUAAAGUGACAAAAUAUAUUUUUUCAAUGCAUUCUGAAACUAUACUAUGAAAUAUUCUAUGAAAUUUGUCAAAUACCUGAAGAUUUCUGGAUCAGCUCAAUGUGCUCAAAGAACAGGUCAACAAAUUUCAAGUGUCCACUGAUUUUGUGAGCCCAGUGUGACAUUGUGACUCACCUUGGGCACCCGAAGUCAGUGUCCGCAUCUGAAAAUUUGGCCAAAGACGUUAACAUUUAACACUAGUCAUUGUGUGAACUAACAUGCAUUAAAUAAUGCCUAAAGAUUUUCUAAUGGAAAUCAUUCUAAAGUACCUUAUUUAGAGACUCAUUUUGUAUGUAUCACUUAAAACAAUGUUUAUUUUUCUGCAUUUUUUGAUCAGUAAAAUCUAAGUGUUUAUUUCCCCACCACUCAUUCUUACCUGUAGUAAGCUUCUGUUCUACUGUAUGGCUGCAGCUAAAACUAUAGUUAGACGAUUAGGAAUAGAUACUGAAUAAGCAGAUUAAUUUUUAAGAUGCAGCUUAGCCUGUCUUUUAUAAAUAAAGUACAUAGUUGUGUUUAACUUUUUCUUCUCCCAAAUUGCAAAGGCUACUGCCCAUACUUUGAACUAAACAUGCCAGUUUAUGAAAAGUCAUUCAUCUGUCACUUUGUAGAACUUGCAUCCUUUUAUCAUAUUCUUCUAUUAAGAGUGUGAUUUAAGUGAAAAGUAAAUAAACAUUCCAAUAACUCAUAAGAUAGUGUGAUACAUUUUUCUGUUACUGCGCUAGAAAAAUAUCAUUCAAAAAUCUUCAUUGCUAAUGCAAUUUUUUUUUCUGCGAUAUGACUGCAACAAACCUGUGGAUAUUGUUUUGUCAGACAGCCACAAGGGAGUUAGUUUUCAUUCUGAACAACAGUGAAUGUUAAUUGGAAAUCUACAGCAGGACAAAAAAAUAAAUUGGUAAUUUUAAUGUAAAAUAAAGUAAACAUUUGGAUGUCAAUAGCAAGAGUACAGUAAUAGUCAUUUGGCAAGGCAGGAGAUGAAGAAUACAGAUAUCAUCUUUUCUUUAGGAUACAAUUAAAAGCUCCUUUCUGAGCCUUACAAAUCUACUGUGUGCUUAUUUAAAUAGGUCCAUAAAACAGGAGCUAUAGCACAGGAAUUAUGUUGAUUUUUUUAUAGUAAGAAAUAAAAAAAGUCCAUGUGGGGACAGGGAGUGGUAGGUGAAGACACUCCCCCUCCCCCAAUGAUACUGAUAGUGUUUAUCAUUCAUUGCUAGUGAUGUCAGCAUUUUCCCAAGGAGUGGCUCCUUCCUUAAAUAUACCAUGGACUAAGGAGGGAUUACUUUAAAAAAACAAAAAACAAGGAUGAUGUUUUGAGUAAUAUAAGGAUGAAUAGGGUUGAGGAUAGGGACUGGCUUGGGCUAAAAUGAGUACCUUUUAUAGGUACUCUAUAAUGGUGGGGUUUAAAUCUAUUCACCAAAUACAUAUUCUCCAAGUUGGAUAAGAAAAACAAAACACUCUAACUUUAACUGCACUUUACUAUGAUUUUAAGCUCACGAACAAUGGAUAUUUUGAAUUUUGGGCACAAACACUGAUUCAAAUAGAUUUAAAAAAAAAAUCAUUGGGUUUAACCCUGCUAAAGGUGGUUGGUUUACUUGGUCAUCCAAACUCCUUACUAAUAUAAAGUUGUGUCCUCAGAUAGACCUGAGAAGUUUGUUGUCCAUCUGUUUUAUAAGGUUAUAGAAUGUUCUCUUCUUUUAAGUGAAACAAUGUUAAAAAACCCAGCCAGAAUGUUAAAGCUUUUGGGAAAUUUGCAGGAGAUACAUUUCUACAUGCACCCUUAUGCAGACUGUAUAUAUUUUACCUUUCUCUGCAAUAAAGAUACUAAGUAGUGAAGUGUUUCAAAUGUAUCAAUUGUAAUAGGCAAUGUGGAUUCUCAGACUACAAUAGGCACAGUAUGCAGAAGGAGUGUUGUACAUGUUGGCAUGAAUAUGCAAAGUACUGAGGACCAUCAUAUGGUCACCAAAUGCAUCAAAGCCUACAGCUUUAUUUCCAUUAUUAAUGAAAUUGGGUUGAUAUAGUUCCUUGCUUAGAGAGAAGUCUUGUAUGCUAUUACACUAUAGACAAAUUGUAUUUCUUUUAUACAUUCAUAAUUCACUAGUGGAAUGGUGGAAUUCCUCAAGGGCUUCUUUUCCACCAUGAUUUCAACGAUUUCCAUCCCACCAUCAACCUCAGCCUAGACCAAUCCACACAAGCGGUCCAUUUCCUGGACACCACUGUGCUAAUAAGCGAUGGUCACAUAAAUACCUCCCUACACCAGAAACCUACUGACCGCUAUACUAAUCUACAUGCCUCCAGCUUCCAUCCAGGACACACCACACGAUCCAUUGUCUACAGCCAACCUCUAAGAUAUAACCGCAUUUGCUUCAAUCCCUCAGAGACAAGCACCUACAAGAUCUCUAUCAAGCAUUCUUAAAACUACAAUACCCACCUGCUGAAGUGAAAAUAACAGAUUGACAGAGCCAGACGAGUACCCAGAAGUCACCUACUGCAAGACAGGACCAACAAAGAAAAUAACAGAACACCACUAGCCAUCACCUUCAGCCCCCAACUAAAACCUCUCCAGCGCAUCAUCGAAGAUUUACAACCUAUCCUGAAAGAUGAUCCCUCACUCUCACAGAUCUUGGGAGACAGACCUGUCCUCGUUUACAGAUAGCCCCCCAACCUGAAGCAAAUACCAGCAACCCCACACCACAGAACAAAAACACUAACCCAGGAACCUAUCCUUGCAACAAAGCCCGAUGCCAACUCUGUCCACAUAUCUAUUCAAGUGACAUCAUCAUAGGACCUAAUCACAUCAGCCACACCAUCAGGGGCUCGUUCACCUGCACAUCUACCAAUGUGAUAUAUGCCAUCAUGUGCCAGCAAUGCCCCUCUGCCAUGUACAUUGGCCAAACGGGAUAGUCUCUAGGCAAAAGAAUAAACGGAUACAAAUCUGACAUCAGGAAUCAUAACAUUCAAAAACCAGUAGGAGAACACUUCAACCUCUCUGGCCACUCAGUAACAGACUUAAAGAUGGCAAUUUUGCAACAGAAAAGCUUCAAAAACAGACUCCAAUGAGAAACUGCUGUAUUUGAAUUAAUAUGCAAAUUAGACACCAAUAAUUAGGCUUGAAUAGAGAAUGGGAAUGGCUGAGCCAUUACACACAUUGAAUCUAUUUCCCCCUGUUAAGUAUUCUCGCACCUCUUGUCAAACUGUCUGUAAUGGGCUAUCUUGAUUAUCACUAACAAGUUUUUUUUCUCUUAAUUAAUUAGCCUCUUAGAGUUGGUAGGACAACUCCCACUUUUUCAUGUUCUCUGUAUGUGUGUGUGUAUAUAU